Messenger RNA from Coregonus clupeaformis (lake whitefish), 1822 nucleotides. Its product is annotated as zinc finger protein 239-like. The record is from RefSeq and is a predicted model, not a curated record. The transcript has 2 exons. NCBI's taxonomy places the organism in Eukaryota, Metazoa, Chordata, Actinopteri, Salmoniformes, Salmonidae. Bases 503 to 1606 code for a protein of 367 amino acids.
CAACAACAACAACUACCUUCUCGGUAACUUGCUAGCAAACAUAAAACCAAAACAUUGAAGCUAUUUGGACCAUUUUUGUGUAUAUUAACCUCAGUGUUUUAAACACACUGUAUAUGUAUGUACUAGUUAAUCCAUUUAAUUUCAUAUUUACGUUGUCAGCUAUCUGGCUUGUUCAGUUAGCCCAGCACUAGGCUAGUCGCUAAUGCUAACUAGCUAGCUAGCUCACGUCCCCUACUAUGAGCUCACUAAGUUACUCUCCCCCUGCUAAAGAAAAUGAGGUCUGUUGGACGGAGAAAGAAACUCCCGCGCUGAACUUUACGUGAAAGAAGAAGAAUUUACUGUGAAAGAAGAGGAAGUGGAGGAAGCUAUCACAGUGAAAGAAGAAGAACGGGAUGUUACGGUAGAGGAAGACGUUUUCGGAGUGAAAGAGGAGGGUACUGUGUUUGUAGUGAAAGAGGAGGAGAUGACUGUCACAUUGAAAGAAGAGGUAUGACUUUUUGAAAUGAAGGAGGAGGGGGAGAUUACUGUCACAUUGGAAGAAGAAGAAGAAGAAGAGACUGGAGAUCUGAUUAACACCAGAGAGAGACUAGACUCUCACUCUGACAGAGGGAAGAGUCCUUCAGGGGAACCAGACCAAGAGACGUCCAAACCAGCAAGACGACACCAGUGCUCCCAGUGUAAAAAUAGUUUUACCAGGUUAUGGGACCUGAAAUCACAUGAGAGGACACACACAGGAGAGAAGCCCUAUCAAUGCUUCCAGUGUGAAACCAGAUUUUCUCAGUUAGGGCAUCUGAAAACCCAUAAGAGAAUACACACAGGAGAGAAGCCCUACCAGUGCUCCCAGUGUCAAACUAGUUUUUCCUCCUCAGGGACCCUGAAAUCACAUGAGAGAAUAGACACGGGACAGAAGCCUUACCAAUGCUCCCAAUGUGGAAAGGGUUUUCGCUGGUCAGGGCAACGGAAAAAGCAUAAAAAAAAACACACAGGAGAAAAGCCUUACCACUGCUCUCAAUGUGGAAAGAGGUUUACCACUUCAGGGACCCUGAAAGAUCAUGUAAGAAUACAUACAGGAGAGAAGCCCUACCACUGCUCCCAGUGUGAAAAUAGUUUUACCCGGUUAUCGGGCCUGAAAUCACAUGAGAGGACACACACAGGAGAGAAGCCUUACCACUGCUUCCAGUGUGGAAAGCGUUUUACCACAUCAGUGUCCCUGAAAAACCAUGAGCAAACACAUUCUGUAGAAAAGCCUUUCCACUGUUCACAUUGUGAAAAGAGUUUUACGAAUUUAGAGUACCUGAAAAGGCAUGAGAAAAGACAUAAACGGGAGAAGCCUUUUCACUGCUCCCACUGUGGAAUGAAAUUUACCUGGUUUCAGCAACUGAAGGAGCAUGGAAGAAUCCACACCGGAGAGAAACGUUAUGAAUGCUGCCAGUGUGGAAAGAUAUUUACCCAGUUGGGGCACCUGAAAGACCACGAGAUAACACACACAGGAAAGAGGCCUUACCACUGCUCCCAGUGUGGAAAGGAAUAUAACACGUCAAAUGGACUUAAAGUUCAUGAGAAAACACACAUACUGCUCCCACACUUGUCUCAUAUUUUUGACUGAGAAAUUGUGCUUUUGUUUAACGGCACAUGAAAUCAAAUUGUAUAAAGCGCAUUCCAAAAGACAUUUGUAUGUUUUUUUAUUUAAACACCUGAACUGAAUAUGGAGUAUGUCAGUUUGAAUGUAGAUACUGUAGUGUCGAGAUAACGAUGCUAAUUAUGCUGUGAUGACAAGAAGUCCGCUGACACUGUCCUUGAUUAUAAUGGUUUAUUACAUCAA